Molecule: messenger RNA, 795 nt
Organism: Salvelinus namaycush (lake trout)
Lineage: Eukaryota; Metazoa; Chordata; Actinopteri; Salmoniformes; Salmonidae
Product: pollen-specific leucine-rich repeat extensin-like protein 3
Exons: 1
Coding region: 1-795 (264 amino acids)
Source: RefSeq, a predicted model, not a curated record
AUGUACACCAGACCAGCCGAGUACACCAGGCCUCCCAGCCCAGUACACCAGGCCUCCCAGCCCAGUACACCAGGCCUCCCAGCCCAGUACACCAGGCCUCCCAGCCCAGUACACCAGGCCUCCCAGACCAGUACACCAGGCCCCCCAGCCCAGUACACCAGACCUCCCAGCCCAGUACACCAGACCUCCCAGCCCAGUACACCAGACCUCCCAGCCCAGUACACCAGGCCUCCCAGCCCAGUACACAAGGCCUCCCGGCGCAGUACACCAGGCCAGCCCAUUACACAAGGCCUCCCUGCCCAGUACACCAGGCCUCCCAGGCCAGUACACAAGGCCUUCCAGCCCAGUACACCAGGCCAGCCCAGUACACAAGGCCUCCCCGCCCAGUACACCAGGCCUCCCGGCCCAGUACACCAGGCCAGCCCAUUACACAAGGCCUCCCAGCCCAGUACACCAGGCCUCCCGGCCCAGUACACCAGGCCAGCCCAUUACACAAGGCCUCCCAGCCCAGUACACAAGGCCUCCCAGCCCAGUACACCAGGCCUCCCGGCCCAGUACACCAGGCCAGCCCAUUACACAAGGCCUCCCGGCCCAGUACACCAGGCCAGCCCAGUACACAAGGCCUCCCGGCCCAGUAUACCAGGCCAGCCCAUUACACAAGGCCUCCCCGCCCAGUACACAAGGCCUCCCGGCCCAGUAUACCAGGCCAGCCCAUUACUCAAGGCUUCCCGGCCCAGUACACCAGGCCAGCCCAGUAAACCAGGCCUCCCCGCCCAGUACACAAGGACUCCAUAG